AAGAUAAUUUUUUGAGGAGCUCCGUAAUCAAUUAGGUCACUCGGAUUAUCGGACUUUGUAAUAAAUCAACUUAAUCGGAUAGCUUGACCCAAUCUUUUAACCUUUCAUUCAGAAUUGACGGACUCUAAUUCUGAAUCAAAAGCUCGAUAUCUACAAGGAUAUGCCCAGGCCGUUAGUGCUGGUUUUCUUCUUCUUGUUAGUUGCAUUCACUUCUCAAUUUGAGUGGAAGCAACGAAUUGUGAACGGAGUUGAAGCGAGCCCGAGGAUUCCCCAAAUGCAUCGGCAAAGUAAGAGGGAAGAAUCCGUCAAGGAAAAGAUUAUUCUAUCUCAAGAGAAAAGCAUUCGGAAACUUGCUGAUCUUGUACGUAGUCUCAGAGAACAAUUGUUACAAUGCAAGUUCAAAUUUAAAGCUGUGAACACCACUGCAGUUCCUUCGACAGAACUUCUAAAUGAACUUGAGCAGUACCAAAUCCUGGACAUCUAACCAUGGAUUUUAUUUGGUUAGUGCCAGUAUUAUGGUAUGUGCUACAAAACCAUUCUAUCAGAGCAAUUUUGCUUGUUUAUGUUAAUAUAACCUUGGCAUUUGUGCCGGGCUGAUAACUAUUGCUAUCUUGGAUCCACACAAUCUGUUGUCAAUAUUUUGUGGAAGGUAAAAAUCCCAGUUAUUUUACCACUCUCCUUUCUUGUACUGUCGCCAGUCUAUCAAUGGCAAAAUGUGUUCUUUUUC
Molecule: messenger RNA, 727 nt
Organism: Rhododendron vialii
Lineage: Eukaryota; Viridiplantae; Streptophyta; Magnoliopsida; Ericales; Ericaceae
Exons: 2
Coding region: 161-484 (107 amino acids)
Source: RefSeq, a predicted model, not a curated record